ACAAGCGUCUGAGUCACUAAGAAUUGGGUCAAUGUCGGGUUGUGACGUCAUAUUGUUAUUUACCUAAAAAUGGCUGCUCUCUUCGGACAUGGAAAUCCUCUUGCGACGCAAGUGGGACAGUUGAUCGAAAGAGGAACAGAUGGAUCUCAGGCGUCAGAAAACUGGGCUAUUCUUAUGGAAGUUUGUGACAUCAUCAAUGAGACAGAUGAAGGUCCAAAAGAUGCUGCCCGAGCAAUCAGAAAGAGGUUAUCACAGAACAUGGGAAAAAACCACACAGCCAUUAUGUACACCCUCACUUGCCUUGAAACAUGUGUCAAAAACUGUGGCAGAAGAUUUCACAUUCAGUUAGCAAACAAAGAUUUCCUGUCUGACCUGAUUAAAGUUAUUGGUCCUAAAUAUGACCCUCCACAAGCAGUUCAGGAGAAAGUGCUUAGUCUCAUUCAGACAUGGGCAGAUGCAUUUAGAGGAACCCCAGAGUUGAAAGAGAUAGACAAAGUUUACCAGGACCUGAAGGCUAAAGGCAUUGAGUUCCCAAUGACAGAUCUGGACCACCUGGCACCAAUCUACACACCAGCAAGGAGCACAGCUGAAGUAGACCCUGGAUUAAGUAGAUUAAGACCAUCAACUAGAACUCCCCAACAGGCCCCAGUAGUUCCUCAAACACCACCCCAACCCACAACUGGUCCCAUUAACCCAUCAGCUGAGCAGAUGACAAAGUUAAAAACUGAGCUGAAUGUUGUCCAGGGGAACAUCCGCGUCAUGAGCGAAAUGUUAACAGAGCUCACACCUACCAACAUUGACCCCUCAGACCUAGAGCUUCUACAGGAACUCAACAGGACAAACAGGCAGAUGCAGCAGCGAUUAGUGGAAUUAAUAGACAAAAUAGCCAAUGAGGAAGCUACAAAUGAACUUUUACGGAUAAAUGAUGACAUGAAUAAUGUGUUUUUGCGGUACGAGAGAUUUGAGCGAUACAGAACAGGCCAGUCUGGCCAACAACCAAGCCAACCCUCGGAGCCAUUACCCAGUGAAAGCAUGUCACCACCCUCAUACGACCAGGCGUCGUCCUCGCCCGCCCCUGUUUCUGCACAGCCUGCUCCCACGGUGGGGAAUCUGAUAGACUUGGGCGAUGACACAUUUGUCCCUAACCCUCAGCUCGCCCCACAAGUUACAGCACAGAUGGCUAACCUUGACAUAGGAAGCAAUUCAACUGCCACUUCAGGCCACAAUGAUGAUGACUUUGAUAUGUUUGCCCAAUCAAGGAAAUCUUUUGAGACAAACAAACAGGCAAUGGGAAGUUACGCAAACCAGCAGGAGGACCAGUUUAACAAGGGUGGUCUAGGAACUGUGGUCAACUCCAGAAACAAUUUUACGAAGGAGGAGGAUGUGUUGAAGCUAACGAGAGAAGAGGAGGAGGUACUUAAGUUACAAGACAAAGAAACUGAUUAUGAUGAGAUGGAACAGUGGUUAACAGCUGAACAGAAAGCCAGCUUGAAUGAACAUAAAAACCAGCAAAAGGAUUCAUUAUCCAGUUCAGAAUUCGAUUCAUUUCUGGCAGAUAGGGCUCAGGCAGCUGACACCCUACCAAGCAUAGCAGCUGCCACAGGUCAAAGGUCAAGAAAACUACAAAAAGAUGACGAGGAGAACCCAUUAUUUGCAUUGUAAUUUAUGAACCAAGAGUGAGCGUGCGUGUGGAGUGUGUUGAGAGAGUUACUAUCUAAGACUCAAUAAUGAUCACAUGAUUGCUGUAACAAGUCACAUGAUUACAGUGAGAGAUCACAUGGUCCCAAUAUGGCUGUACAAUAUGCCAGACCAUGGAAACCUGCAUGUUAGUCAAGUCUGUAUUAACUACUUCUUUUCAAAUAAUACUGUAAAUCUUGGUUUCAAAACUACUUGUUAAGUUAUUGCCCAUAUUCCUUCAAUUUUAUAAUUGAAAUUAAACUAUAGAAAAGUGUACAGCAUUAUACUUAAAUGUUACAACAAUUCAGAUACUUGUAUCAUUAUCAUUUCAAAAACUUUUUUUUUUUAAAUAGAAGUGUUUACAUAUAUAUAUAAAUCAAGUGUAAGAAUGUUCUUGUGUUUCUACUACUAAGUAAUCUUGUUGUGGAAAGUUGUACCAAAUGUGCUUCCAUAAAGAGAAGACAUUUGAGAGGUGGCAUAAUUUUUGUACAAGAAAACUCAUUGUCAUUUCAUUCUAAUAAAUUGCAUUUUCUUUGGUUAUCAUGGCAAAGAUAAGUCAGGAAUUUAUAGAAAAUGCUUUUCAAUUGCACUGUAAUUAACAAGAAGCGAAUGUCUUGAGUGUAUCAGGACCUUAAUGAUACAUGUAGUUACAUUUCAAUAUUUUUAGUCGGACAAACACAGUCUUUCCUAUCCUACUGUAUCAAUGCAAACGAUGACAAAGUAACUAACAAUGAUGAUUAACUUCAUAACUAAUAGUUGAUGUUGAAGUUUAAUACAUGAUGUUUUCACUCGAGAUGUCAUUUUGAAAAUGACAAGGUGCAGUUGAAGAAAUCCUUAACAAACUGGAGUUUUUAAAGUUUAUUAUAAUAAUGAACUUAUUUAGAGCUGUGUUGUAGGUUGAUCCUUUUAGAUCUCUGUCAAAUAAGGAAUGCACUCUGUGCCGACACGAAGACUGCAGUCAGUCUAUGUCUAUACUAUCAAUUACACCAAUGGAAGGCUGCAUUUGUGAAAUGUUCUUUUCAUUGAUGAUCAUUUAUUUAAGGUAUUUUCCACACAGAUCAUUACAUGUGAAAGUUGGUUCUGAAGUAAAUCACAUAUUUAUUCAAGAUGAUUCGCUUAAGCAAUGCCAGAAGCUUGUAGCAUGUUUAUUACAAGACCUUACUAAAUAUUGAUUAAUAGCUUUUAUCACAGAGAACAAAAAUUAGCUUAUCAGUAAUUGAUAUAUCGAAUUUCAUUUUUGUAAACAAAUAACUAUUUGAUAAUAGUACGUAUUUCAAUAUUACAAUCAUUAUGAUAAUGGAAUUUAGAAAUACAUUACCGCCAUAUCGUUUUGACUGUGCAUUAAUCAUAUUUAUGUUGUUUAAUUUUUCAACCUUAUAGAAAACAUUUACUUGUGUUAAAAUCUUGUAUAAUUUAAAACUUGUAGGAAGUAAAUUUUGUAGUAAUUUGUACUCAUUUGUAAGUGUCAAAAACACUUAACUAUUUAUCAUGAUGUUAAAAAUUAAAGAAUAUUUGUUAAACCUUA
Messenger RNA from Magallana angulata, 3202 nucleotides. Its product is annotated as target of Myb1 membrane trafficking protein-like. The record is from RefSeq and is a predicted model, not a curated record. The transcript has 16 exons. Bases 70 to 1662 code for a protein of 530 amino acids. NCBI's taxonomy places the organism in Eukaryota, Metazoa, Mollusca, Bivalvia, Ostreida, Ostreidae. Gene Ontology annotation, molecular function: ubiquitin binding; phosphatidylinositol binding; clathrin binding. Gene Ontology annotation, biological process: signal transduction. Gene Ontology annotation, cellular component: endosome; membrane.